Messenger RNA from Macrobrachium nipponense, 1827 nucleotides. Its product is annotated as double-stranded RNA-specific editase 1-like. Gene Ontology annotation, biological process: regulation of regulatory ncRNA processing; siRNA processing. NCBI's taxonomy places the organism in Eukaryota, Metazoa, Arthropoda, Malacostraca, Decapoda, Palaemonidae. Gene Ontology annotation, molecular function: double-stranded RNA binding; siRNA binding. The transcript has 8 exons. The record is from RefSeq and is a predicted model, not a curated record. Gene Ontology annotation, cellular component: nucleus; RISC-loading complex; RISC complex. The coding region runs from base 143 to 1243 and encodes 366 amino acids.
UCAUGCGCGUUGUGUUCACCUACACAUAGCAUCAUGGCAACACUGCACAGACGCCCUACAAGAGAAGACCCGGCUGACCUGAACGGUUGAUUCACAAGGCGUCUUUAGAAGUUACACUUUAAACUACAAAAAUCCCAGCGAGAUGUUGCGAGGACGAGGUCGCCGUGCGUGGAGGGACACUCCUGUUGAAGCUCCAGUAAUAGAGGCUCCGGUUGAGGAACCAAAUAAUUUAUUACCUUCACCGUUGGACGUAAAAAUGGUGGAUGCCAGUGAUGGGAUGUCUGACAAUGAGAUGCCAAUGGAAGGGGAGGAGGAAAAGACCAGGAAAAGGCCUUGGGAGAAACCUGGAGGCGUCAAGGUUAAAAGAAAGAAGGUGCCCGGAGCCAAGAAUCUGAAGAUUCGACGGUAUGUUCAGCCCAAGAAUGCCGUCAUGUGCCUCAACGAGCUUCGUCCUGGAGUUGUUUAUACCACGGAGCAGGAAGGAGGCGUCAGUCAGCCGUUCUGCGUUUCUGUAGAGGUGGCUUAUUCUCAGGUUGACAACCAAAAAUAUAGAGGGUUUGGUACUUCUAAGCAAUUAGCAAAGCAGGCAGCAGCUGAAGCGGCUCUCAUCAGCUUUGUAAAACCACCUGUUGUUGCUGCCAAUGCAAAGGAAGCAAAAGAGGAGGACAAGACACCUUGGGCAACGUUGGCAUCAUUUGCUAUUUAUAAACUAUUUAAUGACUGGCGUGAUGGUCGCGUCGGCAUGUGCCCCCCACCUGCUGCACAGCCAUAUGGUACAGGAGUUCCUCCAGGAUUCACAUCAUUUUUAGCAUCAGCAGCAGAAAAAGAGGAGGCUGCAAAUGCAGCGGCAUUCACGGAGGCCAUUUCAGCCCACCUGGGUGGUCGUGCACCCCAUGGAGGUCCACUCACUGGAGCAGUAGCAGCUCCCAUGGAAGGGGUAAAGCAGGAAACUGUCAUACAAAAUGCAGAAGGCAAAGUGCCCAAGCCAGCGAAACAAGUUCCUGAAAAUGCAGCUGCCAUGCAUCCUGUAAUGGUUUUGCAUCAAAUGAAACCUGGUAUUCAGUACGAUAUCAGUCAGUUGAACAAGGAUGGGAAGCUAUACUUUGAAGUUAGUUGCACAAUUGAUGAGCAGAACUUCACAGGAGAAGGGCCCAAUGUCAAGAAAGCCAAGUUCAACCUUGCGAAAAGUGCUAUAUUAGGAUUGUACGGCGUCGAGUCUGCUUUUGAACCACCUUCAUCAUAAUUUAUUAUUAAGGAUGGAGUUUCUGAACCCUCUUCAUCAUAAUUUAUUAUUAAGGAUGGAAAAGAUCUGUUGGCAAAAUGUGUAGAAUUUGCCAGGAGAUUCCUUAAGCUUUUGUACCAAAGUUCUCUUCCCUUUCCCUCUUUGGAAUAGGUUCAUUUUAUUCUUUUUUUAUAUUUUUGUUUUCUAUUGCAUAGCUUAUGCAUUUCCAUUCGACAUUGUCAUUUUUAGUGAUUAAGUUUCAGUCUAGGUCUUUUUGUCAAAUCUUGCCUAGGAUUGUAGAAAUUUCAGGUUUCUUAUUUUUUUUUUUUUUGUCAAAUCUUGCCUAGGAUUGUAGACUGAUAGUGAAAUGCAUAAAUUGACAAAUGCUUAUGACCUGUUAAAAAGGUGAAUGUAAGUGUAAUGUUUAGUUUUUAAAUUGUAUCAAUGUGAACUAGAUUAGUUUGGUUUUGAACAAUGCUUCUACUGGAGCAUCUAGGAGUUCUUGGAAAAAUAACGGCCUAAGAAGGCAAUAGGUGAUGAUACUUCAUUAUUAUUAUAUGGUUUAGCACCACCAUACAUGUAAAGAAAUAAAGAGUCUCGCUUCA